This is a messenger RNA of Octopus sinensis (East Asian common octopus), 3088 nucleotides long. Its product is annotated as gastrula zinc finger protein XlCGF57.1-like. Gene Ontology annotation, cellular component: nucleus. Gene Ontology annotation, biological process: regulation of transcription by RNA polymerase II. NCBI's taxonomy places the organism in Eukaryota, Metazoa, Mollusca, Cephalopoda, Octopoda, Octopodidae. Bases 759 to 2660 code for a protein of 633 amino acids. Gene Ontology annotation, molecular function: DNA-binding transcription activator activity, RNA polymerase II-specific; RNA polymerase II cis-regulatory region sequence-specific DNA binding. The transcript is spliced from 3 exons. The record is from RefSeq and is a predicted model, not a curated record.
UUCUUUGUGCUGUUUGCAAUGAACAUCUCAUUUAAUUACAAUGUCUAUAUAUCUUAACUAACAACGAACGAUAAAGUCCAAUUAUGUAGUCUUUAUUUGAGAUAGGUGAUAUUUUUAUAAGGAAAAGGGGUAAACAAAUUAUACUAUGUGCCUAUAGUAGAAAGGAGCAUCUUCAACAACAACAAGCUUGUACAUGCUAAUUUAAUUAGCAGGAAUGUUAUCCUGAGAUUUACUAACAACAAAUCUUUCUUAGGAUUCCUGCAGAAUACAGAACUGCACUUUUCUGCAAGUCAACAAUAAUUCGAAUGCAGUAGCAGUUGAGACAUAUCAGCCAUGCAGAUGAUGGAAGAAUGUUGUUAAAUGAAGCAAUUUUAUCCAAUAAAUUGGUGAUUUUAAAACCAAAAUAAUUUUAUCCAAAGGACAUCAAAUAAUAGCAAAGUCUUUGAUACACCAUGACACUAUGCGUAUACACAUUUCAUUGUCUUCAGUCUUUCUUGAAACAUAUCGACAAGCAAUGUCGUGAUGGAAACCUGCAGUUUUUUUUAAGGUUUUUCUAUGAGAGUUUCCUUCUGUUUUAUAACUGUGAUAUAAUGUUUACAAAACUAGAAUGGAAGCAACAUAUAUUGCAUUCCUUUAGCUUUAGUGUAUUUCAAGGAUUUAUUACAUCCCAUUAAACUACUUCAAAUGGUUUGACCCUCUGAGUUAAAUAAUAUUCACCUCUUGAAAUUCAAAAUUCUGUCUCUUGCUGGUAUAUUGUCAUGAUGGAGACAAAUACAUUGAGUGUGACUGCUAAUAUUUCUCAAGAUAAACAGGAUGAAAAUAAACUAAUAAGUCUCAAAACAAAAGAGGUAACAGAUAGCAAAAAGAUGACAUCUACCAGAAAACACAAAAUAAAGCGAAUAUUCUGUGAGUUAUGUGAAAAGAAGUUUUGUAAAAAAUCUGAACUACUGAUACAUAUGCGAUCUCAUACAGGAGAGAAGCCAUUUCAGUGUGAGAUAUGUGAUAAACGAUAUUCAAGGAAAUCAGUACUUAGGGUACACAAUAAAACACACUCUGGAGAAAAACCUUUUCCUUGUGAAAUAUGUAAGAAAUGUUUUCCAACUUGUUCACAUUUGAAAAGACACAUGAUGACACAUACAGGUGAAAAACCUUUCUCUUGUAAGUUAUGUAACAAGCAAUUUUCCAGUAGUUUUGUACUGAAAAGACACAUUAGGACACACACUGGGGAAAAACCUUUUCUUUGUUUAAUAUGUGGGAAAUGCUUUUCUGAGAAAUUUGAAAUGAAGAUACACACCAGAACGCAUACAGGGGAGAAACCUUUUCCUUGUCAGAUGUGUGGUAAAAGUUUUACAACAAACUAUAAGUUAAACUUACAUAUAAAAGUGCACACUGGGGAAAAAUCAUUUCAGUGUAAACUUUGCGGAAAAGGACUGUCCACAAAAUCAGAGCUAAGGUUACACAUACAAAUUCAUAGUGGUAAGAAGUCCUAUAACUGUGAGGUGUGCAAUAAAAGUUUUUACACAGUAUAUAAAUUAGAUGUACAUAGGAAAAUACAUAGUGGUGAGAAAGAAUUUCACUGUGAAAUCUGUGGAAGAGGUUUCUCAACAAAUUACAAUCUCAACCUUCAUACACGAACACACACUGGUGAAAAACCUUAUCACUGUCUUACUUGUGACAAAAACUUUUCUUCUAAAUCUGUACUAAGGUUACAUACACGAAAACACACUGGAGAACAACUAUUUUAUUGUGAUAUUUGUAAUAAAGGAUUCUCUGCCAGCCAAAACCUGAAAUUACACAAACGGACUCACACUGGAGAAAAACCAUUUUCUUGCGAGAUUUGUGGGAAAAGCUUCUCUAUAAGCUCGCAUUUACAGGUGCAUACAAGAAGUCACACAGGGGAGAAACCAUAUCGCUGUGAAAUAUGUGGCAAAAGCUUUUCCACCAGUUGUAAUUUAAACUUACACACUCAAACACAUACGGGGGAGAAACCAUUUCAAUGCAAAAUCUGUUGCAAAAAUUUCACUAGAAGUUCUGUUCUGAAGUUACACAACAGGUUGCACACCGGGGAAAAACCAUACCAAUGUGAUAUAUGCAGCCGAAAGUUUUCUACAAAAUAUAAUUUACUUAUACAUAAAAAAAGACAUGAGAAGAGCAAGAAAGAAAUUCAGUGUCAGAUAUGUAAUAAAAAAUUCCUUACAACUUCUGAUUUAAAAGUUCAUACAAUAGCUCAUCUGGAAGAGAAUUCAUGCCACUGCAUCAUUUGUAGUAAGACUUUUACAACUAGUUAUGAGUUAGAUUUGCAUCAAAACAACCAUAAAAAUGAAAAACCAUUUGCUUGUGGAAUAUGUAGGAAAUCCUUUCUUGUUCUAAGUGAACUUAAAAAACAUGCUUAUAUGCAUGCUGGAAUAAAACCCUUUCACUGUGAGACAUGUGGGAAAACUUUCCUGAAGGCAUCUGAUCUAAAGGUUCAUGUUAGAACUCAUACAGGAGAAAAACCAUUUUGUUGCCAAAUAUGUGGGAAAUACUUUUCUCGAAGCUCGAGUUUGAAGAGUCAUAAUCGAACACACACAGGGGAGAAACCAUUUCACUGUCAGAUAUGUGGGAAAUGUUUUUCUCAAAGUUCUGGGCUAAACAGACAUACAAAAAUACACACAGGUUGAAGUGAUGUGCAUAUCAUUAAAAUAGUCACUUAAUUCAGCUAUUCUCAUCAACUCCCUGCUUCUGGUAUUUUCUUUUUCUUUUUUCAAAAGCUUACCUUUAGCUUCAAAGAUAUUUCUUAUAAAGACAUAAUGGUUUCAUUUUGAAUAGGACACAAAUAUCUUUCUUUUAGAUAACAAAAAGAGGUUCUAUAAUCAGACCCAGCUUAAAACUAAGUACAAAUUGGUGAACAAGAGAGCUGAAGACAAUCAGAAGUCAAACUGACUGAAACAUAUAAAUUGUAAAAUACAUAUAAAUAUAAUUGUGAUUAAACAUUAAGUUUACUUAAUGAAAGUAACAAAUGCUAAAAUUUUAUUUUGAUGCUGUUGGAAUAUUUUCUUUCAGUAAUAUUUUGCAAACUUGAUUUACAUAAAAGUGAUAACCUAGAAAA